Molecule: messenger RNA, 1942 nt
Organism: Heteronotia binoei (common prickly gecko)
Lineage: Eukaryota; Metazoa; Chordata; Lepidosauria; Squamata; Gekkonidae
Gene: TEF
Product: TEF transcription factor, PAR bZIP family member
Exons: 5
Coding region: 118-1035 (305 amino acids)
Biological process (GO): regulation of transcription by RNA polymerase II
Cellular component (GO): nucleus
Molecular function (GO): RNA polymerase II cis-regulatory region sequence-specific DNA binding; DNA-binding transcription factor activity, RNA polymerase II-specific
Source: RefSeq, a predicted model, not a curated record
CUUUUUUCUUUUUUUUUUUCGGUGGGAGCCCUUGAGCUGGCUUCGUCUGUCGCCCCGGCCUGCCCUCCUCUCGCCUCAGGGGGAGUCUCUGCUGGCCCCCCACAGAGCGGGUACAGCAUGUCCAGCCGCGCCGCGCACCACCAGGAGGCAGCGGCGGAGACUGCGGGAGCUGCUCCUCGAGAGCGGGGCCUGACGGGCGCUUUCCCGCUGGUGCUGAAGAAGCUGAUGGAGAAUCCGCCGAGGGACGCGCGCCUCGAUAAAGAGAAAAAGGAAAAAUUUGAGGAAGAUGAAGCAGCAGCUGCUAGUACAAUGGCAGUCUCAGCCUCCCUCAUGCCUCCGAUCUGGGACAAAACCAUUCCUUAUGAUGGGGAGUCUUUUCAUCUGGAGUAUAUGGACUUGGAUGAGUUCCUUUUAGAGAAUGGGAUCCCUUCCAGUCCUAAUCACUUGGACCUAAAUCAAAACCCACUCCUGCCUGUGGCUGAACUGGAAGGAAAAGAACCUGCCAGUGCUUCUACUACAUCCCCAGCAUCCCCAUCUUCCACAGUGGUGUUCCAGCCAUCAGAAACUACUGCAAGUGAAGAAUCCUCGCCUGAUAGUGAGAGACUGACUCCCAGCCCCAUUGAUCCAGACUGUGUUGAGGUUGAUGUGAAUUUCAACCCCGAUCCUGCUGAUUUAGUGCUCUCUAGUGUACCUGGAGGUGAGCUCUUCAACCCUAGAAAGCACAAAUUUGCUGAAGAGGACCUGAAACCACAGCCAAUGAUUAAAAAAGCCAAAAAGGUUUUUGUCCCAGACGAUCAGAAGGAUGAAAAGUAUUGGUCAAGGCGGAAGAAGAAUAAUGUGGCAGCCAAGCGAUCCCGUGAUGCUCGGCGACUGAAAGAGAACCAGAUCACAAUCCGAGCUGCCUUUCUGGAGAAAGAGAAUACAGCGCUGAGGACAGAGGUGGCAGAGCUGCGGAAGGAAGUGGGAAAAUGCAAGAACAUUGUCUCUAAAUAUGAGAGCAGAUAUGGAUCCUUCGACUUAUCCGAUUCCGAGUGAUGCAACCUUAAAGACUUUUAAAAUCACAAAGAAACUAAAACUACACAUGAAACCACCUGUCGUCAGAGUGAACAGUGACAGAUGUGAGGUAUUCUACACAAACAACUGAUGAUGACCCAGCUUCCCUGCAAGUACCUCAUCUGAACUACCUAAGGGCUGAGCAUGAUGAAAAGGCUAAGGUCUCUAAUGUUACACUUCUUUUCGUACUGCUGUUUUACCUUGUAACCACAGCUUGCAGUACAGUUAAUUAACUCUUUUCAGUUACACUUGGUGCUCAUGUCCUUGAGUUCAGUUUGAUAACGAAUAAGUGGUGUUUGGGGAGAUGAUGGGAGAAAAUGGCGAGUCUUAAUUGAAAAAAGGCUUAAACUAUAAUUCUUCAAGAAUUUUGUGUUCUCAUCUCUGUGCUUUAUAAUGAAUAUUAAUAUUGCAGCUAGAUCCUGUUAAGCUGUUAUAUCCUGUUCUCUUGGAGUGGAAACAGAAGAAAUACGUUUUAAUAUGAUAAAGUAGAGCCCAUAUAAUGAUUGAAAUUGAAAUAAUGGGAAAUGUUUUCACAAUUUACUCUUUACCAUAAUCUAGAAGACAUUUUUAUUUCCUUUUUUCAUACACUGCAAAAAAAACCCCCUCCAUUGUUCAGUUCCAUCCUUCCUGCUGUCACUUUCUUUUGGAGGAGGGGAUACAAGAGUUAUCUACUCUUUUGGUGGACCUCCUGAUGACACCUGGGUCUGGCCACUGUGUGACAGAGUGUUGGACUGGAUAGGCCAUUGGCCUGAUCUAGCAUGGCUUCUCUUAUGUUCUUAUGUUUAGGUUUUUUAUCUUAUUGAAAAAAAUUGUAUCAAGUCAUCAAAAAUGACGGAAGCUUCUUCUGGUUGUGUCAGCUGCGUAAAAUUUAUAAUUCUGAUUUUCACCU